AUGUCUCAACAAUCCAACUCAUCUUCUUCCAAGAACAUGCCUGGUUCUUCUAGCGCUGAACCAAGCAACCCUAACAGAGAAGAUCCUGUUGCUGACUCUGCGAAUACCCCACAUGCAAGAAGACCUAAAGAAACUGUAUCAGGCUUCUCCUCAGCCAUCGCUCUUGAGGAACGAACCAAAGAAGGUUCCAGGUAUGUUCACAAUGCCAUUGCCACUAUGGUGACUGGAAUACUAUCUGGUAAUUAUAAGGUCCUUGGGGUUUCCAUUCCCUUAAACACUAUUGAACCUGAUAAUGUUACUUAUCAAGAAAAUACUGAGUCUUUAGGAAAGAAUAUCUCUGAUGAUGUUGAGCAAACUGAUGCUCAUAAGGAGUCAAAUGUUGACAAACCCUUAGAUAAUAUGGUUGGUGAGGAAGUUCAUGUCACUCAUGAUGUCAGUGACAACCCUAACUGUGAGGCUGAAAUAGUAGACCUGGAGGAAUUUUCUGAUAAUGAGCUGUUGUCCUCUGUCCUUCCUAGCAUAACCAAAAGGGUUAGGACUAGGAGAGAAAAGAAAACUGUGGCUCAAAGGUUCCCCAGAAAGAAGAUUGAUGUUCCAACCUUUUCCAAGACAACGGUGGCAGUCGAGAGUUCCCUCAAGAGGAAAGUUCAUGGUCCAACCAAAUCUUGGAGCAAAGGGGUGCCCAAGAAAAAGAAGACCAAGCAUGUUGUUGUUGAGUCUGACUCAGAUGUUCCAUGUAAUAAGAGGCUGGCUUUGGAAAGGGAAUUAGCUCAAAAUGUCCUAGACUGUAAGGAUAUUAUGGACCUUAUUCAAGAGGCUGGUUUAAUGAAGACUGUGACUCAGUUCUCAAAGUUCUAUGAGAUGUUGGUAAAGGAAUUUAUUGUUAAUUUGUCUGAAGAAUAUGCUGAUGGCAAGUCUAAGGAAUUCAGGAAAGUGUAUGUGAGAGGCAAGUGUGUAAAUUUCUCUCCCUCAGUGAUCAGCAAGUAUUUGGGAAGGGCUGAUGUAGCUCAACCUGAGCUUGAGAUUGGAGCUGCUAACUGGGUGCCCACCAAUCAUAAAUCUACAGUUGCUGUAAUGCUUGAAAAGUUUAUAUAUGUUGUUGGAACCAAAGCCAAUUUUGACUAUGGCUCCUAUAUUUUUGAUCAAACCUUGAAGCAUGCAGGAAGCUUCAGUGUGAAGGGCCCUAUAGCCUUUCCUUCUCUCAUCUGUGGUAUUAUUUUGAAUCAGUUUCCAAACAUCUUAAUAGAGAAUGAUUUUGUGAAGAAAAGAGACAGCCCUAUGUCCUUCAAUCAUAAGCUGUUCCUAGGUACCCAUGUCCCUGACAUUGUCAUGACAACAGGUGAGACAUCACGUGUAAGCAAUCAACCAGGUAAAGUUGCUAUCAUUGCAAUGCUCAAAGAAACUUGUAGGGAGUUAGAGGCAAGGAAGCUAAACUUGGAAAAAUUGAUUAGCACUUUGGAGAUGACUGAAGGUGAUGUGCUUGGUGAAGCUGCUGCUGGUGCAGAAGAAGCUGAAAGACAAGGUGAAGAGGGAGAAGCAGAUGCCAGUCCUGAUGAUGGCACAUAUGAUGAUGCUGACUCUGAGUCAGAUGACUAG
Messenger RNA from Lathyrus oleraceus (garden pea), 1596 nucleotides. RefSeq lists its product as uncharacterized. The coding region runs from base 1 to 1596 and encodes 531 amino acids. The record is from RefSeq and is a predicted model, not a curated record. Lineage: Eukaryota; Viridiplantae; Streptophyta; Magnoliopsida; Fabales; Fabaceae. The transcript has 3 exons.